AUGAACGAAACAAAGAAGAGACAGUAUGCUAGACUUGCUCAGCAAUUGAAAGUGUUGCAGUCAAACCUCCAAAAUACUACUGACCAAUUGGAGGUGAUGUCUCGCCAUUGUAAUGAUCAUUUAGUCGGUCAAUUGGGUAAAAUCCAUGCAUCCUGGUUCAUCGGGGGUAAUUGGUGUUUUGAAGAGGAAAUGUUAGGAAAGAACAGGUAA
Messenger RNA from Lachancea mirantina, 210 nucleotides. The record is from the annotation of a GenBank genome assembly. NCBI's taxonomy places the organism in Eukaryota, Fungi, Ascomycota, Saccharomycetes, Saccharomycetales, Saccharomycetaceae.